Molecule: messenger RNA, 600 nt
Organism: Suillus subalutaceus
Lineage: Eukaryota; Fungi; Basidiomycota; Agaricomycetes; Boletales; Suillaceae
Exons: 4
Coding region: 1-600 (199 amino acids)
Molecular function (GO): nucleic acid binding; ATP binding
Source: RefSeq, a predicted model, not a curated record
AUGGGAAAAACACUUGCAUUCUGGUCACCGUUAGCUAUCAAAGACAUGGGCAUCCUGAUUGUUGUGACUCCACUUACCCAGCUCGGGGAACAAAGUGUCAGUUUCCUCGAAAAAGCUGGUAUACAAAGUAUCUCAAUCUCUACUGAGACAGCGAGUAGGGCAAAUUUCCGCGAAAUCGAAGACUCACAUUACCGUGCAAUUAUAACCAGCCCAGAACAGCUGAUGAAACCAGGCAGAGAUAUUGACUUUGCGUUGAAGUUAAUUGGUGUCAUCUUUGAUGAAGCACACUGCAUUCUUGUCGCUGUUCAUGUAUCCACCGACCAUCCAAACAUCAAGAUUGGAGUCUGCAAAAUCAAAUACUCACUUGCGUCUUAUGCAGAUCUUGCAUUCCUCAUACCUACCGGCAUGAAAUCAGACGAUCCGGCACCACCGAAAUUCCUCGUUUUUUUCGACAGCAUCCAAGAAGGAAUAAAUGCCACGAAGUACUUGCAGGCACGUCUUCCGCCAGAUCUACGAAACAAAGUCAAAUGGUUCAACUCCAACAUGACUACUGGAUUUAAGGCAGCCGAAGUCACAAACCUCGUUGCUAGAGAUACGUAG